GGAGCCCGCAGUACCCACUAGAUAAGAGGCUUGGUGCGCCCAGGGUCUAUUUAUACGCUGUGAGGUGCGCACUCUGUUCGUCAGUGGCCUGCCGAUGGAUGCAAAGCCAAGAGAGCUGUAUCUCCUGUUCAGGGCUUAUGAGGGUUACGAGGGGUCAUUAUUGAAAGUAACAAGCAAAAACGGAAAAACUGCAUCGCCAGUUGGUUUCGUAACGUUCAACACUCGGGCAGGAGCAGAAGCAGCCAAGCAGGACCUACAGCAGGGCGUCAGGUUCGACCCCGACAUGCCCCAAACCAUCCGCCUGGAGUUUGCCAAAAGUAACACCAAGGUCAGCAAGCCAAAACAGCAGGCAGCAGCAGCCACCACGCACCCGUCUCUUAUGCACCCACUUACUGGACAUCUGGGAACGCCUUUCUUUCCGGGAGCUCCUGAGCUGUGGCACCACCCUCUGGCCUAUUCAGCGGCGGCGGCAGCGGCGGCUGAGUUGCCGGGGGCGGCGCUCCAACAUGCCACCCUGGUUCAUCCCGCGCUGCACCCCCAGGUCCCCCACCCGCUAUCCAUCCCGCACCCGACGGCGGCCCUCACUUCGAUCCACGCGUCGUUGCCACAUUUCUUGCCAUCGCCGGCGCUGGCUUCACCCGUGGGCUCAUCCUCAUCACAGCCGGGGGUCGGGGUGAACAACGCCCCCUGCUCCACGCUGUUCGUCGCCAACCUGGGCCAGUUCGUGUCCGAGCAUGAGCUCAAGGAGAUCUUCAGCAGUUUCCCUGGCUUCUGCCGUCUCCGCAUGCACACCAAGGGCGGGUCCCCGGUCGCCUUCGUCGAGUACCAAGAUGUACGUUUUGCUGCGCAGGCCAUGACCACCCUUCAGGGCUCCUUCCUGCUCUCCUCCGACCGUGGUGCCAUUCGUAUCGAGUACGCCAAAAGCAAAAUGGCCGAGGGACCCAAGGGAGAAGAAAACGGACAAUCUUAAUUAUCCUUACGUACAACUUAGCACCUGACCUAGGCACCUGCUUGUAGUUGGGAUUGCCUUGCUGAGACCUUGUACAGCAGAGGAAAACUCCAUCAACAAUAUGAAAGGCAUAAUACUGCCACCACUGCAGUAGAUUAAUCCAGUGAAAUUAUAUCUUAUUUCAUUCUUUCUUUGUUAUUUGCUUUCACACUGCAGACUGGUCUGUCAGUGUGGUAAUUAUGAUAUAGUGUAUUUAAUUAAUAAUAACAGAUAACUAAUGAUGAUGAUUAUUAUUAUUAUUAUUAAUAGCAAGGAAGGUCAACAUGUUACAGAAUAAACAUUUUCGUAUAGUCAGAACCAGUGAUUGUAUGCCAUCAUGCUGCGGUUUUCAGUUAGGGUAAUAUAUUGCUUUGGAAAGAGAUCAUAGAAGAGGUGCACCAGAAUUACAAUUUCAGGUGAACUAAGAGAUAGACAAGCUGAAACGAAUGUUAAAUACAGCUCCUUUAAGAAAAGAGCAUUUAGAAUUCUUCACAAAAUACUGGGGACAUGAAACAAUGACAUCUUGGAAUGACAAUGCUGAAAGCCAUGCUUCUGUGUGGCAGCAUACACUAAUAAUAAAGAAAAUAUUGCAGAGGCUUGAAACCAAAGGUGCCCUAUAUGCUAUGUUUUAGAUUACUAGAUGUAAAUGUAUUGUACUAAUUUUACAUAAUGGUGAUGAUGAUGCCUGUUUAGUCCAAGUAGUCAUGACUCUUGGAAAUGAAAACCAAAGUAAUAUUGUACAGUAGUUUACUGUAUGUUCCAGUGUGCAGUUAGAGGUUCUUGUUGUAGGGGUACAACCAUUAGUUAGAUUUAUUAUCAUCAUUAUGAGAGGUGACUCUGUGUCGAUUUAUUUGAAUAGAAGAGUGUACUUUUGGUUUGGCUCUCCUAAUAUAUUUAUUAUUAAUAGCAAUAAAUUCUUAUACUAUAUCGAAACUGAUAGGAGGAGAAGAGACUUUGUUAUUUAUAAAUGUAUAGUGAAAACCAAGCUCAGAAUACGGGUCCUGCCCAUGCUGUGUCAUCCCUCAUGGGCGGCAAUAUGGACGCAGGAGGGCAGACGCAGGAUGCCAAAACGAUCUAUCCAGGCAUAUCAUAUGAACCAUAUCAAAACCAGUGCUUUCUCUCACCUCCUCCUAUCAGCAUAUAUUUGUAGCUGGAAUCAAUAUCUUGUGAAAAUUAGUUUUAGGCAGUUUGCCAAAUUUUCUGGGGUAAAAUGUGAUGCAUACUUUAUAUGGUAGUAUAAUAAUUUGUAUAUAUCAUAUCAUUACUUUCAAUGAGUGUAAUAAUAUUGUAAUUCCUGUGACUAAAGUGACCACCUGUCUCUAGAUUUUAGCUCAUUUGUGUCAGCAAUUUAGCCUACUGGAUAUUUCCAACAAAUGGAGAACAUAAAUCAUGGUACAGUUUAUUAGAUUUUUUUAUCUGAGGUUUGAACGAAACUUCUUAGGUGGUCAGAUGUUAACAGCUGAGUUGCACCCAAUAUUAGCGUUGUAUGACCUAUAUACAAUGUGUAUGAACCAAAGCAGAGACUGAAAGCUUCAGGUGCAAAGGACAAUCUAUAGGAACACUGGAGUUCAGGCAAGAAGAAAGCGCUGUAGUAUGAAAGUUGCGUGCACGCAUACAAAGGAGGACUGAAAAGGGUAAGUGCUGAAAUUCACUGCAGAUGGAAAUGUAAUUUCUGUUUGUUAAUAACUUGUAGAGUCUUAUAAGAAAAGAAAAAAAGAUUUAUAGAAUCUUAUUAGUAGUUGCUUUAAGUGUAAGGUUGAUGUGAUAUAAAUUUAUUGGGCCACUGGAGUGGAGGUACAGACUAGGAAAGUACUGGGGAAUAUAUGAACAAAUAUUGUGUAGUGUUUGCUUUCCGUAUUUCAGUAACUUUAGUGAAGUUAUCUAAUAGAAAUUAACAUAGAAAUUGAAAAGUUAUAGUGCAAAGAGUCGAAAGGUGUUUACCAGUACAUGUCCCACUCUGGAUUCUCCUCUUACAGGUCCAUUUUGUAUGCAGAUUUAUCAGGUCUGUUUGCAUUGUGUAGACGCAGUCACAUUUUUCAUGUGAUUCUAAUAAAAUUGAAAAUUAAUUUGUCUGAUGAACACAUCAGGCAGGUGUUCACAGUGUGCAGCAAGUUUCAGCUGCUUGUUAAAUUAAAUAUUCACAGUUCCACAACUUAAAAUACAAAAUAAAUGAAUAGAUACGAAGCAAGUAUGCCAGUGUUAACUGUUAUUGUAGUAAACAAAUCAUUGCUUCAAAAGCAUAUAUUUUAAAUGUUUUAACCGUCUAAUUUUCCCUCCAGAAAAUGAAUUAUUAAGAAGGAUGGUAUUUAUGUGGUUCCUGCACAAUGCAACAGAUCCAUUCUGGAAAAUUUCCGUCCAUUGUUUGUCUCUAGUAAAGACAAAACGCAGCUCAAUGCUACAGGGGAGGGCGGGGGCAAAUCAGCAGAAAUAAACAUAUCAGCUUAUAAAAAUUACCUGUUAUGCAAUCCGAACCUUUUGAAUGUCAUUGUUUGUUCUUGUGCAUUUGUUUGUUUGAAUACUGCAACAGAACUAUACACUUGUAAGAUAACUGCUCGUUACACUUCACGUGCAGAAGAAUGCUGUUUGAAUGGGGCUCAAAGGGUGGACAACAGGACCCUUUUGUUCAUUGUCUCUGCAGGAUUUUAUUUGAUAACUGGAAACUGUGUUUAUGAUAAAUAUACUGUAUAUUAGGUAAUGGUAAUAUUUUAGUAAUGUUUUCUUGGGGAUAAUUUUAAAUAGACUGCAGAACAGUAUUAUGACUUACAAAUAAGUGUUUUAGUUAUUUCCAAAUGUGUUAGAACAAGAAGGUAUAUAUUGUCUCUUUGGUCAUGGUACUUAACUCAUUGCAUUGCAUGUGGUUGAAAGUGUUACUUGUGUGUUCAUGGCAAUUUAAUAAUUUAAGAAUGAAGGGUAUAAACUAAUCAGGGCUAUAACUGAAGGAUGAUUAAAGUACUGCCUUAUUCUGCUCGAGCUUUGCAUAUUGUGUAUGUGUGUUUGUGUGUAUGUUCUAUGUAGCUACAAUACUUUGCUUCCUGGCUGACUCUGAAUGACUGAAUUUUCAUGUGACAGAUGAUCAAGGAUUUAUAAUACCUAGUUUCUAUAAGAGAGAAGACACGGUGUACCUUUCUUUAUUGUCAUAAGACAUCCUGGAAUUUUUAUAUUUUUCUUUCUAACCAUUCUUUAGAUAAAUUAUGCACGAUAUGAAGAAUUUUUCUCACAUCUAGUUAUACCCAUCUGUACUGAUAGUUUAGAUUUAGUGUUUGUUUUACAUAAUUUGUGGAGUACUGUGUUUUAUAAACUGAUUUGAGUGCCUGCUAAAGAAUUGUUGACAGAUUGGUUGAUUGGUUAGAUUCUGUAAGUCUUUGAGCCCCAAAACUGUAGAAUGUUGUUAAGUCCUUAAUGUGUUUCCAAAUAUAUAUGAAAUGGUAGUAAAAGCAGGUAUAAUGUGAUAAUAUCAAUGGGAAAACUAUUUAAAAAAAGAAGAAAAACUAGCCACUCUCGCCUUCUCUAAUUAACCUGCUUUAAAUCAUAGGUUAAAAAACACCACUUUCUAAACAUAUCAUGAUCUGUGCCCCUUAUCAAGUGACAUUCUUAAAUUUUAGCAAGUAAUUGUUAACUAAAGCAAAGUUUGAUAUAUAUAAGAAACAAGAAUUUACAAAGAAACAAAUCCUUUUUGUGAGAAGAUAAGGAUUUUGAUGAAUUUCCUAUAAUGAUUAAUGUAAUUAUUACUAUGUAUUACUACUUAUAUAUUAUAUUUAUGGGUUUUUAAGUUUGUUACUGAAGGUUUGGCAUAUCUCUGUAUAACAGUGCAUGUAUGUACAUGUGUGUGUGUGUGUGUGUGUGAGAAAACAAUCAUUGCAAUAUUUUAUUUCAAACAGAAAGAAAAGAUAUGACAUUUUAUCUCUUUCUCCAAUAAAGAGAGGAACAGAAGCUUACUUGUCCUCUAACAUGGUUUUUAAGAGCUGCUUAAUAAGUAGUUUUGGUGUCACACAAGAAAUGUAAUUAAAAUGUUUGAAGAACCAUGUGGGAAUUUUAAAUCUCAUCAUUUCAAUGCAUUAGAACAUGAAAGGUAAUGUUUGGGGGCAUCACCUUGCUUUGAACAGCUGGAUGACUGAGUUCAUUCUUUGUACUGUGAAAAAUGUAAUUACCCAACAUUCCAGUGACAAUUACCAUCAAAUGGUCAAAAGUUUUUGCUAACAAACAUAUGUCCUCUUUGACAGAGAGUGUGUACCUGUGUCCAUAAGGCCUUCAUUUCACCAUUGGAAAUGUUUAUUGCCUUGAACUUAUUCUGAACAACUUUCUUAUACCAAAUUAUGUUGAUCAGUAAUGUAGAAACUGCGCCAUGGAGGUUGUCUCAUUUUAAUUUAUUUCAUUUUCAUAGUACAAGAAUUGUAUCCAGCACAUGUUCCAAUAAUGGAUGACAUCUGCAGACUUGAGAUCAAGGCUUGAGAAAUCAAUUUGUCAUACAUAUACUUGUAGAUAAACAUGGGAAAUCACAGACUGAAACAACAUAUGCCUAAGCAGUCUUUUGAGUAUGUCAACAUAGUUUCAGAUCAAAUUACUAUUUUUAUGUUUAAGGUUUUGUUUUCAGGAUAAAGCAAGAAAUAGAAUCUCUGUAAUUUGUUUCUUUGUAGUUUUAAAACAAGCAUUCCAAACAGUGCUGCUGAACAAAGACUGAGAUGUAAGUAGGAACUGUAGAUAGAGGUAUGUAACACACUAACUAUAAAGUGAAGUAAG
This is a messenger RNA of Cryptotermes secundus, 5725 nucleotides long. Its product is annotated as protein couch potato. The record is from RefSeq and is a predicted model, not a curated record. The transcript has 9 exons. Gene Ontology annotation, molecular function: mRNA binding. The coding region runs from base 95 to 970 and encodes 291 amino acids. Lineage: Eukaryota; Metazoa; Arthropoda; Insecta; Blattodea; Kalotermitidae.